Scylla paramamosain (green mud crab) is the source of this 3633-nucleotide messenger RNA. RefSeq lists its product as uncharacterized. The transcript has 4 exons. The coding region runs from base 233 to 1792 and encodes 519 amino acids. The record is from RefSeq and is a predicted model, not a curated record. Lineage: Eukaryota; Metazoa; Arthropoda; Malacostraca; Decapoda; Portunidae. Gene Ontology annotation, molecular function: nucleic acid binding.
UGAACCAUGCUGGAAUCAGUCCCAACACAACAUGGCGCAGCGGCAGAUUGCCCGCUACGAAAUAUUGCUUAAAAUCCGGGAUUUAAAGCACUAGAGAAAUUCGUGGACUCUUCAGGCUCUUAUAAAGCCACGUGUGAAGGUCACAUGACAGGAGCAGCGUCAGAGUGAUGGUGAAGAGAUCAACACAGUUUGACAGUGAACUUGAGGGUGUGGCCCCACACUGUGCUGAGCCAUGGCCAUGAUAACUGCACACAAGCGGGCCAGCAUCUCAGGGCUGGAUGAGGAGGGAGGCAUCAGAAAGAAACUGAAGGUGGAGUGUGAGGUGCAAGAGGAUGGUACCUGUGAAAUACGCGAUGCUGAUGACACUGCAGAAAUCACACUGGAAGGGGAGCUCCUGGUAGGUAUGCCUGGGUCUGGCAGUGAAGUUACCACCACCACCAUCACCACCAUUGAAACCCCAGAAGACCACCGUGUCUACAUGGAUGACUUUGCUGCCCACCUCAUUGCCCGCAAGAAGAGCAUGUUGGUGCCAGAUGAAAAGCUGCACUCCAUCAUCGGUUACCUGCGUGACAGCAAACCAAUCAGCCCGCGGCUGAAGUUCUGGCUCAACAUGAAGAAGAUGAUGAUGGUGACAUUGCCUGAACUUGACCUUCAUGAUGAGCUGGUGGUGCCCCGGGAAGGUCGGGAUGGAAGUACAACAGGGCUGCUGCGUGUAGUACCAGUGAGUCAGCUGUACCACCUGGUGUCCAGCCUCCACAAUGUGCAGCAUGCCGGCUACAAGAAAGUGAAAAUGGUGGUGGACCGUGAGUACUAUGGCGUCCCCAGGAGUUAUGUCCAGGCCUUCUGCCGCACUUGCCCCAGCUGCUCCAAGAUGCAGCCUCUUCCCAUGCCCAUGCCACCUAAGGAGCCACCAAAGCAGCCUUCCCAGAAACCUACACUUCAGCCAGUGUCCCGUGCCCGCAGACCACCACGCUGGGGCUCUGUGGACCGGCGGAUGCUGGGGCGCAGCAUUCAGGUCGAUCUGCUUGACAUGCAGCAUUGUCCUGAUGGUGAGUUUCGGCACAUAUGUCAUGUGAUGGACCAUUUCUCCCGAUUUCAUUUCCUCUUCCCCCUCAAAAGCCGUUCGCCAGUAGAGGUGGCACGGGGUCUUGAGGAGCGGGUCAUGGCAUACAUAGGGCCUCCACGGAUCCUCAACUCUAGCAGUGACCCAAAAUUUAUUCAUAAACUAAAUAGGAUCCUUUUUGGUGGUUGGGGCAGUGAUACACCAUUCCUGUCAAGGUCUCAGACUCCACAAAUCAUUGGAGGAAAGGGGUUGGACACAAAUAAAAUUGUGUUAAAACAGCUGGCCAGACUAAGGACUGAUCUCUAUGACUCAGCUGCUCACUUUCCUUGGACAACCUGGCUUCCUCGGGUCAUGUACUGCCUCAACAUGCAUGGAUCCCCUGCCACACAAGACUCCCAGAGCCAUCAAGCCACCAGUGACUCCCCAUCUGGCCAAGGGACUCUAGGUGGCCACAGUAGUAAGCAGUUCCCUUAUCAGUUUAUGUUUGGAAGGGUGCCUCCUGGUCGAUGUCCCUGCUGGUGUGAGGACCGGGGCCAUGACACCGACCAGGACCUGGACAUGGACCCAGAUCAGGACUUGGAAGACCUGGACCAUGAACCAGAGGAGGAAGAUGUGGAUGAAGAUGAAGGCCACUUGCAGGGUGAGGGUGAGGAGUGUAGAGUGCAGCACCUCCUCCCUGUAGCUAAAACUGAGUGUACCAGUGCAGCAGAAAACUUUGACCACUGCUGACUUACAAAUGUAAAAUAAUGUAAUAUUCUAAGAAAGUUAUUGUAGUGCUUUUCUUUCACUUACUAUUAAUUUUACCAUGUUUUACCUGCUUUAUGUGCUACCACCAAGGGUUUUGACUGUACAACUGGAAGAAAUUGUGUUCUGUUACCUACCACAGAGAUGAGUUAUAUCUAUGAAUAUAAAAAACAAAAUUUCUUGUGAUUUUAUAAGAGUGAGUCUGAAGAUGGGAUUAAGCUUCACAUGGUAUGAGAUGACAUGUGCCAUAAUUUGUCUGGUGCCAAAAAAUGUUCACCUUUAUAUUAUCUUUAGUAGGGUUAUCUAUUCCUUUUUCCAUGAAUUAAUCUACAAACCUUCCCAUCUGACCUUUUUUUUGAGUGACAAUGGCAUCCUGUAAUUCCAUGGCUGUUUGUUGAUAUUUGUCACUUAUUCUUUUAUAUAUUUAUUUAUUAUUUAUUUUAUUUUAUUUUAUUAAUUAAUUUAUUUUUUGGCUCAGGAACUUGUAUGAAUGGAUACUUCUAUUUAUGUGGUGUAUUUAUGAAUAAUGAAUGUGGGAUAUAUUCUACCUGCAUCAGUUUUGUGAUGUAUGCAAUAUGAACAUAAGAGAAGUGUGUACAAGAAAUAUGAUUUUUGACACAAAAUAACUUUCACAUCACGUGACACUUGUUGUGAUCCACAUAAAAUCGUGAAGUGAACCAGAUGGAGCCUGAAGGUUAGUUUGGAGGUUCCUGCCUUAUUAGGAUGACUGGCUAAAUCAAACACAGCCCUAAAACUUUAGUCAGGCCAUGAAUGAAUGAUGGAACAGCAGCAUGCUCCCUCAAGCCUGAUAACACAUGUGAUUAAGACCUACAUGUUAGAGAACAAGCAGGUGAUUGAACUUCUGGUGUCUGACUACUGCUGCUAUGAGCUGAGGAUGGUACUAAAUCAUGGCCAUGUUGAGGGAAAGAUUAGCAGUAGUAAUAGGCGAUUACUGACCGGCCAGUGUUUAAUCUGAUGGGUUAAUAAUGGAUCUUUAUUCCUCUUCACUUAUUUCAUCCAUGCACACUCUUAAUGAAAGCAAGUGUAUGUGUCCUUCCCUGCCUUUUCCCAUGAUAAUUAAGUACAAUAUUCUUUUCCAUAUCCUUCUGUAGUGCAUUUCCCAUUCCUUACAUUCUGUUCUUGUUACUGAUUUCUAGACAGUGACAGCGUGAUAGGCUAGUGCAGUGUUGUAUCAGUGGCCACCAGGUCAUGAACCAUGAACAUAACUAAUAAAAAUGGCAUAAAACAAUGAAGAUGUAUAUAGUGUCAUCUUUGUCAAUGGUAACUUGUAUGGAGUGCACUAAUGCCUUAUAUCUCAUGGAGAUAUGGUUGGGCUAGUCUGUCUACUUAGGAAAGGCAAAAAUGUCUACAUCUUUUUUUUUUCUUUCUCUUUCUCAUUCUCAAAUUAUUGUAACUUGGACAUAUUUUUUAUAAUUUACUGUAUACCUCAGACAAGUUUCACUGGUAAGUUGCUGUCAUCAUUCAUGUGCAAUAUUGGUGCUGUUCAAAUUAAGUUUUCUUACUAUUGAGGCUGUGAAGUCAACCAAAUAAUUUGAAUCAGUGGAAGAAUAGGUUUUAACACAUGAACCUUGUUAAUGGAAAGAUUUUCAGAGAUCAUCAGUUUGUUGAAGUUUUUUAUCCUUUCUCUGUUUGGUGAUUGCCAAACAUUAAAAGGAAAAUUAUAGUAAAGUGUAAGUUAAUGACUUGCAGAAACACUUGAGACUCAUCAGUUACUAGUGUGGUGUGUUCACCAUACUCACCUCAGAGUUUUCCGCAUUCAUUUGUUCUAAUGUUGAGCUGUAUAGUAAAUAAAAAAAAAAAAGUUA